Molecule: messenger RNA, 2277 nt
Organism: Aplosporella prunicola CBS 121167
Lineage: Eukaryota; Fungi; Ascomycota; Dothideomycetes; Botryosphaeriales; Aplosporellaceae
Exons: 5
Coding region: 1-2277 (758 amino acids)
Biological process (GO): microtubule-based movement
Molecular function (GO): microtubule motor activity; microtubule binding; ATP binding
Source: RefSeq, a predicted model, not a curated record
AUGUCAAAGCAACCCAUCCGGCCAGUAUACCAGCGACUCACACCAUCUACAGUGCCAGAGCCAGCGCCCAAGCGAAAGACAUUGGCGGAGCGGGCAGGCGAGAUAGCCGGUGUCCUUGCUGCUCCGCCCAGCUCACGCCCAGUGAAUGGCGCAGUCAAAGCUACCACAUCAGCAGGAUACCGCAAUGGAUCGCAUUCGUCGUCGCUCUCCGCCGCCUCGACGCGCUCGACCGCCUCCUCUCGCAACACGUCCCUCACCAACAGCGUUGGCAGCCGACCAGCCACGUCUAAACGUCCCCACACUUCAAUGUCGCACUCGCGGACUAAAUCACAGACUCCUCGUCCAGCUACUGCUCUAGAUACGAAUGACCCGCCAUCACUCGGAAAGCGCAAGGCAUGGGACACGAAGGGCCGCCUCGAAGACAUCGAGAGUUUGUAUGGUCAGCUCAAGGACCAAAUGGCGACCUCGACUACGAAGGGCGAGAGCAUGAAGGAGCAAAUCGACGUACACAAAACGAGAAUCAACGAGCUCGAGACGAUCCGCGCGCAACUUUCAACCAGAAACGAGACGUUGCGUACCGAACUUGAGGAAACAAGGCUGAAACUAUCCGCUUCCGAGACGGCACUGGAGACGACAAAGAGGACUGCUACUUUUGAGACAGAUGAUAUGAGAAGGAAGUUCCGCAAUGAGUUGGAAGAUGCGCGGGACCAGCAUCAGAGAGAACUCGACCAGUUGCGCGAUGAAACCGACCGACUGACCAGGCUGCACAAGGAGGAGAAGGCUGACCUCGAGAAGGUUCUGAGAGCAGAGAUGGAAAAUGAGCGGAUGCAGCGGAUGAAGGAAUUUUCAGAGUUGCAGACGCGGACGGCACUUGCCCAGCAGAACAUUGAUGUGGACAACGAAAAGAGGGAACGUGCGGCACAGGAACUCCGCCAUGAACUGGGAGAAGUCAAAUCCGACCUGGAAAGGGAGAGGACGCUCAAGAAGAGUCUCCAAGACAAGCUUUCUGAAGCCACUUCUAACACCAUGACCCUCGAAUCUGCAAACAGCGCCAUGAAGGCUAAGAUUGACUUCCUUCAAUCUGACAACAAAUCGCAAUCUCAGGCCUUCACCGACCUGCAGAAGCGUAUGCAGGAAGCCAUCGACUCGGCCGAGGAGACAAAAGCUAAACUGCGGGCCGAAGAAACCCUUCGUCGGAAGCUGCACAACCAGGUUCAGGAACUGAAAGGCAACAUCCGUGUUUUCUGCCGUGUCCGUCCUCCACUUGGCGACGAAAGCAAUUCCGCCGCCGAGAUUGCCUACCCGGAUGCUCAGGCGGACAGUAAAGAAGUCGUCAUUACCGGCCCGGAGCAGAAGAGUGCCAUGGGCAAUAUUACGAGGUCUACGAACCCCUUUGCUUUCGAUCGCGUUUUCGGACCUCGUGCGCAGAACGCCGAAGUCUUUGAGGAAAUCAGCCAGCUGGUUCAAUCCGCUCUGGACGGCUACAACGUUUGUAUCUUCUGCUAUGGACAAACCGGUUCCGGCAAGACCCACACGAUGUCUUCUCUCGAUGGUAUGAUUCCUCGUGCCGUCGCUCAGAUCUACUCGACUGCCCAGGGGCUCGAAGAGAAGGGAUGGACGUACAAGAUGGAGGGCCAGUUUGUUGAAGUUUAUAACGAAAACCUUAACGAUCUGCUGGGAGACGCACAUCAGUUCGACAAGAAAAAGCACGAGAUCCGCCACGACCCUGCGAAGAAGCAGACUACGAUCACGGAUAUUACAACGGUGCCACUUGAUACCCCGGACAUGGUUGAGCAGAUGCUUAGCAACUCUGCCAAGAACCGGAGCGUAGCAGCGACAAUGGCCAACUCACGCUCAUCUCGCUCGCACAGCGUUUUCAUCCUCAAGCUCAAGGGUAGCAACAGCAUUACGGGCGAGAGGAGCGAGGGCACGCUUAACCUUGUCGACCUGGCAGGUUCAGAGCGUCUGAGCCAUUCCGGCGCUACUGGCGAUCGCCUAAAGGAGACGCAAAACAUCAACCGAAGCUUGAGCUGUCUGGGCGACGUCAUCGGUGCCCUGGGUCAAGGUAAAGAGGGUGGCCACGUGCCUUACCGCAACAGCAAGCUCACGUACUUGCUGCAAUACUCUCUUGGCGGCAACUCGAAGACACUCAUGUUUGUCAUGAUUAGCCCGCUACAGGGCCACCUGCACGAGACGCUGACGAGCUUGAAGUUCGCUACUAAGGUGCACAACACGCACAUCGGUACCGCAAAAAGGCAGGCUAAGGUCAAGGACUAA